ACAUCCAGGGAUGCCAUCUCUCUAAGAAUGAUGCAGGUCACAUGGUCAAGCGCCAGAGUCCUCAUCAUUUUCACCUUGCUGCAGUUUGUCCAGUCUGAGCUUUCGGAGGGUCCUUUGGUUCCAGACACGGGGACUCAGGAGGGGACUAGCAAUAGGGCCACAGAGGCCCCCACUGCAGAACACGAUGACGACAACUCUCUGGGCUACACAGGAUCCCGUCUGCGGCAGGAAGACUACGCACCCCGCAUUGUGGAACACCCCUCUGACCUGAUCGUAUCCAAGGGCGAACCGGCCACCCUAAACUGCAAGGCGGAGGGGCGACCCACCCCCACUGUGGAGUGGUACAAGGAUGGAGAGCGUGUGGAAACGGACCGGGACAACCCUCGAUCCCACCGCAUGCUCCUGCCCAGCGGCUCGCUCUUCUUCCUGCGUAUCGUACACGGCCGUCGCAGCAAACCCGACGAAGGCUCCUACGUUUGCGUGGCCCGUAACUACCUGGGAGAAGCGGUUAGCCACAACGCCUCACUGGAAGUAGCUAUUCUUCGAGAUGAUUUCAGACAGAACCCUGUGGACGUGAUGGUGGCGGCGGGUGAGCCAGCGGUCAUGGAGUGCCAGCCGCCCCGUGGGCACCCCGAACCCACCAUCUCCUGGAAGAAAGAUGGAGUCACUAUAGACGACAGAGACGAGAGGAUAACGAUACGAGGAGGAAAACUGAUGAUCACCAACACCAGAAAAACGGAUGCAGGGAAGUACGUGUGCGUGGGAACCAACAUGAUGGGGGAACGAGAGAGCGAGAUUGCAGAGUUGACUGUUCUCGAGAGGCCCAGUUUCUUACGAAAGCCGAGCAGUCAGUCUGUUCUGGUGGACCAGAGUGUGGAGUUCAGAUGUGAAGCUCAAGGAGACCCCGUGCCCACCAUCCGCUGGAGGAAAGAGGACGGAGAUCUUCCCAAGGGAAGGCAUGAGAUCUGGGAGGACCACACGCUCAAACUGAAGAGACUGACCUCAGGAGACGCCGGUACUUACACCUGUCAGGCGGAGAACAUGAUGGGGAAGACGGAGGCCAGCGCCACCCUCACCGUCCACGUUCCUCCUGUGUUCGUGGUGCGACCCAGGAAUCAAGUGGUCGGGAUGGGCCGCACCGUGACCUUUCAAUGCGAAGCCACAGGAAGUCCUCAGCCUGCCAUAUUUUGGCAGAAAGAAGGCAGUCAGAACCUUCUGUUCUCCUCUCAACCUCCUCCUCCCUCCAGUCGAUUCUCUGUCUCUCAGACGGGCGAUCUGACCAUCACAGCGGUGGAGCGUUCGGACGGCGGCUACUACAGCUGUCAGGCUCUGAACAUCGCUGGCAGUGUGAUCACCAAAGCCCUGCUGGAGGUUACAGACGUGAUCUCAGACAGACCUCCACCCGUCGUCCGCCAGGGUCCCACCAACCAGACCGUGGCUGUGGAUGGGACGGUGGUCCUGGGAUGCCAAGCCACCGGCACGCCGACUCCCACCAUCCUGUGGAGGAAAGACGGGGUCCUGGUGUCCACCCACGACUCUCGCCUCAAACAGCUGGACAUAGGAGCCCUGCAGAUCCGUUACGCCAAGCUGGGAGACACUGGCAUGUACACCUGCACCGCGUCCACCCCCAGCGGAGAGGCAUCUUGGAAGGCUUACCUGGAGGUGCAAGAGUUUGGCGCUCCGGUUCAGCCGGGCCGACCCACAGAUCCCAACCUCAUCCCCAGCGCCCCCUUCAAACCAGAAGUCACGGACGUCAGCCGCACCUCUGUGUCUCUGUCCUGGAAGCCCAAUCUGAAUGCUGGAGCCACGCCCACCUCUUACGUCAUAGAGGCCUUCAGCCAUGCGGCGGGCAGCAGCUGGCAGACGCUCGCGGAUCACGUGAAGACAGAGAGCUUCGUUCUGAAGGGUCUGAAGCCCAGCGGCGUCUACCUGUUCCUGGUGAGAGCGGCUAAUGCGUACGGCCUGAGCGAUCCGAGCCCCAUCAGCGACGCUGUCAAAACACAAGACGUCCCACCAACCAGUCAAGGAGUGGACCAUGGGCAGAUCCAGAGGGAGCUGGGAGAUGUUGUCAUUCACCUCCACAAUCCCACAAUUCUCUCAUCAUCUUCUGUCAGAAUCCAGUGGACUGUCGAGCAGCAGUCUCAGUACAUUCAGGGCUAUAAGGUGAUGUACCGGCCAUCCCCAGAGGGCGCUCAGCAGUGGGUGGAAUGGGCCAUGUUUGAGGUUCGAACCCUGGGGGAGAACAGCGCAAUCGUCACCCAGCUCAAGAAGGGCGUGACCUAUGAGUUCAAAGUCCGACCUUUCUUCAACGAGUUCCAAGGCACAGACAGCGACAUUAAAGUGGCCAGGACCCUGGAGGAAGCGCCCAGCGCUGCUCCCAGGGGGGUCACCGUAACGGGAAGCGGAGGCAACGGCACAGCUAUUCUGGUAUCCUGGCAACCACCCCCGGAGGAGGAGCAGAACGGCGUGGUGCAGGAAUAUAAGAUCUGGUGUCUGGGUAAUGAAAGCCGAUAUCACAUUAACCGCACGGUGGAUGGAUCCACACACUCGGUUCUGAUUCCCGGCCUGCUCGCAGGGGUCACGUACAGGGUGGAGGUGGCAGCCAGCACAGGGGCCGGUCCCGGGGUCAAGAGCGAGGCUACGUCCUUCCAGCUGGACUCGUCAGGCCGUGUUCUUCCGCCGCCGCUGGACGAUGACAAUACGAUUUCCCAGCAGAUCUCAGACGUGGUGCGUCAGCCGGCCUUCAUCGCGGGCCUCGGCGCGGCCUGCUGGAUCAUCCUCAUGGUCUUCAGCAUCUGGCUGUACCGCCACCGUAAGAAGAGGAACGGCCUCAGCAGCAGCUACGCCGGCAUCCGCAAAGUGCCCUCCUUCACCUUCACCCCCACAGUAGCCUAUCAGAGAGGAGGAGAGGCCGUCAGCAGUGCUGGAAGGCCAGGCUUGUUGAAUAUAGGUGAACCAGCUACCCAGCCCUGGCUUGCAGACACAUGGCCGAACAGCUGCUCCAAUCACAACGACUGCCCCAUCAACUGCUGCACCGGCAGCAACGGAAACAGCGACAGCAACCUGGCCACCUACAGCCGCCCAGCCGACUGCAUCGCCAACUACAGCAACCAGAUGGACAACAAGGCCAGCAACCUUCUAGCUCCCGACACGGGCCUUUACAGUGACGUGGACCUCUCCAACAAGAUCAACGAGAUGAAGACCUUCAACAGCCCCAACCUAAAGGACGGCCGUUUCGUGGGUCCUGGUGGUCAACCUACGCCCUACGCCACCACCCAGCUCAUCCAGUCCAGCCUGGCCAACAACAACGUGAACAGCAGCAGCGGCGGAAGUGGAGGAGGAAGUGCUGACCUUAAUGAGAAGCUGAGCUGGAAGAGCAGCCAGGGUACGCCUCAAAAACAGGCUGACAUCAACACGCCACUGCAGUAUAACGUCAUGGAGCAAAACAAACUGAACAAGGACCACUAUCGAGGUGAGGGGCCCGUCUCAGGCACCAUCCCCUAUAACCAGGCCCAGGACGUCCUCACAGGAGGAACCUACAGCAGCUCCGACAGGGGGAGCAGCACUUCUGGUAAGACAUCCAUCCAUCCAUCCAAUUACAGUUAUGACACAGACCAGCAGUGCCCUUUGCCGCCGUCUCGUAUGUAUCUGCAACCUGACGAGCUAGAAGAGGAGGAGGACGAGGUGGAGCUGGAGCGCGGACCUACGCCGCCCGUACGGGGAGCAGCUUCCUCACCUGCCGCUGUAUCCUACAGUCACCAGUCCACCGCGACCCUCACCCCGUCCCCUCAGGAGGAGAUGCAGCCCAUGCUGCAGGAUAACCCUGACCUACACGAGCGCAGGCGACUCUUGGUGAGCCCACCCCCUCCACCACGCCCCCUCUCCCCUCCGCACACAUACGGCUACAUAUCCAGCCCCCUGGGUCUGGACACGGACGGCCUGGAGGAAGAAGAGGACGAGGAAGAGGGUGACGAGAUGGAUGCGGAGGUGGCUCGAGUCCACCAGCUCCACACCCACCCUCACCAGCAGCACUUGCCCCAGCAGAGGGCUCUCCUGCGGGGCCUGGAACAGACCCCGGCCUCCAGCACCUGUGACCUGGAGAGCUCUGUCACCGGGUCUAUGAUCAACGGCUGGGGCUCAGCUUCAGAGGAGGACAACGCCUCAUCGGGUCGUUCCAGCGCCGUCAGCUCAUCGGACGGAUCUUUCUUUACCGAUGCUGAUUUUGCCCAGGCUGUAGCAGCUGCGGCCGAAUAUGCUGGUUUACGAGUGGCAAAGCAUCCUGGGAAAGGCCACCAUCAGCUUCCAGUGUCUGGAGCAGCACGGAAAUACCAAAACCUCCCUGUGGGACACCGUCCAGGCAGCCCAGUGUCCACAGACAGUAAUGUUAGUGCAGCCCCGGGUCAGAGGAGGCCUCUAAAGAGGCAAAAACAACAUCCAGCUGCUCAGACAGGCUAUCAGCGCCGAGAGUCCUACUCAGAGGUCUUGGUGAGCCCACCCCCUCCACCACGCCCCCUCUCCCCUCCGCACACAUACGGCUACAUAUCCAGCCCCCUGGGUCUGGACACGGACGGCCUGGAGGAAGAAGAGGACGAGGAAGAGGGUGACGAGACGGAUGCGGAGGUGGCUCGAGUCCACCAGCUCCACACCCACCCUCACCAGCAGCACUUGCCCCAGCAGAGGGCUCUCCUGCGGGGCCUGGAACAGACCCCGGCCUCCAGCACCUGUGACCUGGAGAGCUCCGUCACCGGGUCUAUGAUCAACGGCUGGGGCUCGGCUUCAGAGGAAGACAACGCCUCGUCGGGUCGCUCCAGCGCCGUCAGCUCAUCGGACGGAUCUUUCUUUACCGAUGCUGAUUUCGCCCAGGCCGUGGCAGCUGCGGCCGAAUAUGCUGGUUUACGCGUGGCAAAGCAUCCUGGGAAAGGCCACCAUCAGCUUCCAGUGUCUGGAGCACGGAAAUACCAACACCUCCCUGCGGGACACCGUCCAGGCAGCCCAGUGUCCACAGACAGUAACGUUAGCGCAGCCCCGGGUCAGAGGAGGCCCCUAAAGAGGCAAAAACAACAUCCAGCUGCUCAGACAGGCUACCAGCGUCGAGAGGCCUACACAGAGGAUCUCCCCCCUCCUCCGAUUCCUCCUCCGGCUAUGCUGAAGUCUCCAACACACCCGGCCAAAACCAUCCCGGAGGGCCCACGGGGGGCCAUGUCGCCCAGAUCCAGUUCUGCUGAUGGCAAGGACAAGUGGACAGGUUCGGGCGGACCCAGACCCCGGGAUGGCUCGGACACCCGGACCAGCUCUUCGGAACGGCGUGAGGGCCAGGAUGUACAGAAGGGUCAGAGGACGGGGAAAAGCAGCAAACAAGAUGCCGGUGCAAGCCAUAAGAGCCGCCAGCACCCAGGAUCAGAGGACAUCCUACCUUACAGUCGCCCAUCUUUCCCAGCCGUCCACAGUCCUCGUGGAGAAAGAGACCCCAGCUCCUCCAGUUCACUGUCCUCUCGAGGGUCCGGUGGACGGCGGAGAGGUGAAGGGGCUCCGGGGGCCCGCAGAAACCCUGCAGAUGUUGGGCUAAACACCAUAGGAGCCUUCCAGACAGGAGGGGAGGAGCUUGAGAUGAUGGAGAGCUGAAGAUAUAAAAAAAUAUGGCUGUCUAAAGUUCCUCAGCAACCAUCUUCAGCGCAUUUUGACCAUCUCGGUGGUAUCUUUUACUGAAAACUACCGACCCAGAGUCACGUUUGGAAAACUGACCAGCCAUUCUUCAUUUAUUUACCUUAAUUUUCAAUGUGCAUUUAAAGAAGAAAAAAGACAGAAGAAAACAAAAAACAAAAAAACGAAGGGUGCAUUUGAGAGGGGCUAAAGCAGUUUUGUUUUGAUUCCAAUGCAAUAUGAUGCAUCCGUUAGCUCCUGAAAACGAUUAUGGCUUUGUUCACCUUGGCGAGAAGGUUGUCAGUCAGCUGAUACUGUAAUGAAACUCCAGGCACAAAGGGACUGGCUGACAUGUACAUACACGUGUAUACAUAUCUAACUGUCUUUUAUAAUCCAUUGUGGUGCAUUAAAUUUGUCUUCCUUGGCUUAUUUGAAUAAUUUUAAAAUUACGCCAGUUAAUAUAAUUUUUUUUUAUAGCCACCAUCCUGGUUGUAAAUUGUCAUAGUGUUUAAACUGCCCCAGGAAAAGUGCCACAUUUUGAGAGUUAUUGUUUGUUCGUUUUUGUUUUUUGUAAUGCACUGUUAUUCUUUUUUGUCAUUGUCGAUGUUUGUUGUUCUAUGUUUGACUUUGGUUUUAAAAGCACAAUCACUAAACUUUAUGUUGAACCAUGUUAUUGAUUAACCUUUUUGUCUUACGCGAGGGGAGCGCGGACGGUACGACAAAAGGCCUUGUUAAACCUGUUGAUGUAGGGUUAUGAGAAAAGAAAAAAGAAUAAGCUGUUUACAAACGAGUGAAUGAAUGGAAACGAAUCCCUGCAUCCUUACCUUCGGUGUCUUUUCCAGAUUCUCAUUCCAGCUCCAGACAUCCUGCAAAAAUGAAAUAAAUAUACAGGAAUUAAUGCAGGGAUGUUGUGUUUACGAAAGUAUUGCUCCACCUGUGCACUUUCGUUAUUAA
Molecule: messenger RNA, 6594 nt
Organism: Sinocyclocheilus rhinocerous
Lineage: Eukaryota; Metazoa; Chordata; Actinopteri; Cypriniformes; Cyprinidae
Product: roundabout homolog 1-like
Exons: 32
Coding region: 28-5622 (1864 amino acids)
Biological process (GO): Roundabout signaling pathway; axon guidance; axon midline choice point recognition
Molecular function (GO): protein binding; axon guidance receptor activity
Source: RefSeq, a predicted model, not a curated record